This is a messenger RNA of Penaeus monodon (black tiger shrimp), 3526 nucleotides long. RefSeq names its product transmembrane protein 145-like. The record is from RefSeq and is a predicted model, not a curated record. Gene Ontology annotation, biological process: G protein-coupled receptor signaling pathway; response to pheromone. Bases 2108 to 3466 code for a protein of 452 amino acids. NCBI's taxonomy places the organism in Eukaryota, Metazoa, Arthropoda, Malacostraca, Decapoda, Penaeidae. The transcript is spliced from 9 exons.
UCGGUAAUAAAUUUACUUGCCAGUUUAGUAAAAGAAAGGAUAAAAAAAAAAAUUAACACGAAAACUGGAUCGUUGAACAUGGAAUGUUAGUAAUGAAUAAUAUAUAUUCGUGGAAUUUUCUCAAGACAACAGAUUCUUGUGGAAAUUUCGUUGGAUCACAAAGUACGUAUGCUGGAUUUUAUUAGAAUUUUCAGUGGUUAGCUGUUUUUCGGAGUUUCUUUGAGGUCUCAGUGGUUUAAUUGCUUUUAUUUAGGUUUAUCUGUGAUACUUGAGGGGAAAGCAGAUUUUUCGAAUUUUCUUAAGAUUUUAGUGGAUAGCAGAUUCUUCGGAUUUUAAAUGAAAGUUCAGUGGAUAACUGAUUUUUCGGAUUCUCUUUGAGUUCUCACUGGGCUGCAGUUUUUUUUUUUUUUUUUUUUUUUUUUUUUUUUUUGUAGCAGAUAUUUCAGAAGUUAUUAUUAUUAUUUUUUUUCUCUCUCUCUCUCUGAGAUUCCAAUGGGUAGCAAAUUUUUUCUGAUUCUGUUUGAGAGAUCAAUGGAUAGCAGAAUUUUUCGGAUUUUCUUGGAGAUUUCGGUGGAUAGCAGUUUUUUUUACGGAUUCUAUUAGACAUUUCAGUGUGUAGCAGGUUUUCCGAAUUCUCGUAGAUGCCGGAUUCUAGGUGGUUAAGUGGCCAGGGAAUCUUGGUUCAGAUUUCAAUGGAGAGUGGAUAUAUAAGGGUAUAUGAAAUUAUAUAUAAUUGUUGACUGUAUUUUAAUGCAACCUGUUGUAAGGGAUGUAUCUUUUGUCAGCGUGAUAUUAAAAGAUAAGGAAGUGUUUCUUUCACUGUAAAAUAAAUUACUAGUCUUUACAUAACAGUCAUGUAACAAAAUAAUUGACGUCAGUCUUUUAUCUUAAACCACAAAUUAAACAUUAUUAGACCCUACAGUGUUUGUGAUAUUUUAAUGAAACUAAGAUUUUUCCUUCAUAUUUUUAUUUGUUUAUUUUUUUCUUUUUUCAGAACCCAGAGGCCAUUUACACACUGCAUCUCCCUUUCUUCAAGAAACUGAUAUUGGUUACCUGGAUUAUCAGCAUUAUACUCGAUUUUUCUUACAUUAUCAUGUGUCGAUCCAUCCGCGCAUUGUGUUAUUUUCUUGUGGCAAAAGCGGCACGUUUGUAUUUCUGUUUGGCAAGAAUGUGAGAUUUCUGAUCUGAAAUUUUCGGAAUAUGAAAUAUACGAGUCUGUUUUUCCAUGAUGUGCAGUGAUUGGAUUGAAUUAUUUUGUAAUAAUUUUUUUUAACUGCUAUUCUGAGGGUGUUUCGUAAAGUUUGAGAAAAGCGUUGGACGUUGUGAUAAUGUAAUAACAAUAAUAAAAAAAAAUAAUAAUAAAACGGAAAGGGGAGAGUAUUAAAAAGAAUACUUCCGUCAGUGUUGCGUGUCAGUUGCGGAAAUCACACAGCUGUGAAAAGGUCAUCCCCUGUUUGUGCGUGCGUGUGUGCGUGUCUCUCUUUGUGCGUGUUCCUGUGUGUGCCGCUACUUUCUGCGCGGACCGCUCCACCCACCCACCGCCCACACACACACACACACACACACACACACACAGACGCACCCCCGACCCAGCGAGUAAGCAGGACGCGAGGUUGCACGCCAGGGCGAGGGAUCAAACCCAAGCCUCCCGCGGGAAGUCCAAGUAGCAGGUCACCACGAAGUCAUCUGGGGGACAUCGGAGCGUUUGUGAGCGGUCUCUCUCUCUUCCGAAGUCUCGCGAUGUCGCCGGAUCAUGAAGCAUUGAGUGGAGACAGUCAGGGAACAUGCUAGGAUUCUGGUGAUAAAGUUGUAUGGGAGAGUUGUAUGUGAUAGGAAAAGAAAAGAAAAAAGAAAUUUUCAAGUUACCUGAAAUAAGAUUCAUUCUUCUGAAUUGCCUUUACCUCGUCGAAACCUCACCUGUCCGAGAUGCCUGCUUUACCCUCACUCAUUCGCCUCGCGUUCGACUCCACUUUCGACAGUUGGCCCUGAAGCAAGAGACGGCGAAGAGAAACCUGGACCCACGAGGCAAGGCGUGAAGCUCGAAGCAAACCGCGUUUCGAACUGUGCGUCGUGGCUCGAAUUGUAUGUUAUCGUAACUCCUCCGAAAAUGUCGACGGGGGAUUCCACUUCGUCCGGGCCUUCGAAGUGGGCGUGGUUGUGGGCGUGUUUGGUGCUCUUCGUCGUCCACAGCCCCUCUGCAACGGAAGCGAAAUUUAUUGAAGGUUAUUUAAAGACAGCCGAGAAAUGGGCGUUCCUCACACGAUUUUGCUUCCUGUCCGACGAUGGGACCUUUUCGUUCGACGUGGAAUACGAUAUCGAGUACGCCAUGGAAAAGAUUCUGCUCUACUACGACUCGCCUCACCAGUGGCCCGCCGUGUACAAGAGCGAUAAGAAUUGCCAGGAACGAGAGGCGGUGAUGAAGCGGGAAAACAACCAGUUCAUCAACUUGACUCUGGUGUCCAUCAACUCAGAAUGUGAGGUGAUACGUCAUCCCGGGGACAAGGCGACGUACCACUGCAAAGGCUCCAGGAGUUUCAGAAGCGUCAGAGAACGGUGGUGGUUCAUAGCCAUAAGCAACUGCGACAGUACCAAAGGACUGGAGCUCAGGUAUCGCUUUACCAUGACUAACGGCUACGACUACUGGCACAAACACUUUUCGGCCGAUGAAUUCUAUAUUCUAAGGACUGAUUUGACGGCGCUCAUUCUGCAGCUUGGCAUUCUCUUCUUGUCUCUUCUGGCAGCAUCCGAGCUCAAGAACCGCCAGCUGUUCCAUUCGACGUACAGGCUGUACAUGACCGCCGUGGUGCUGCAGGUUAGCGGGCUGGCCUUCCUCAGCCUGCACUACGGGAGGUACGGGUACAACGGCGUCGGGUUGGAGAACUCGAAGUUGCUAGGUCGAGUUCUUCUCUCCAUCGGCACCGUCGUCAUGGUCCUAAUGUUGCUGUUGAUGGGCAAAGGCUUCAACAUCACCCGAGGGAGGCUGAGACAGGCAUCAGCUGUUCGUCUUACCCUUUUCAUGUGUCUCUACAGCAUCCUUUUACACGAGCUUUUCAUCUACGGCAGCGGGUGGGACGGUUUUAAAAAUAAAGGUGAGGGGUUCCUGACCCGCCCCAGCGCCGCCAACAAGAACUUCCCUUACCACGUGCGGACGUCUCAGAUCACCGCCCUCGAGCGCUCGACGACGGGCGUGGUCGGCAACAACACCCUCGACUCCUUUUCGCGCCACACCUACGCCCCGGACCUGUGUGACGGAGGCGGAGGCGGAGGCGGAGGCGGAGGAGGAGGAGGCUUCAGCGCGACGGAGCCCAAGAACUUCGCCGCGCCGGAUCUGUUCCUGGUCUCGGGAGCCGUGGAGAUGCGCCCGAUUCCUGCCCCGAAGAGCAUCGUCAAGCAAGACAAGAGCUUCCCGCACCACGCUCCAGGGGCGCCGCCCGCCGUCUUCCACGAGCCUGUGUCGCUCUCCUGACAGGGCUUCGAUCUGUUCUGAGGGCGGGGGGCGUGAACGGAGAUUAAGGGCGUGAAGGGA